AAGUUGCGUGCGCGCCGCAGUCGGCCACCGCCGGCGACGCGCGAUGUGCAACGCGUCCGCGAACACAACCACACAUUGCACUUACGCGGCCGGUUCCAAAUUUCAAAUUUAUUUUUUUAAAACAUUUUUUUCACAAGUGCCAGUGACAUUGAAUAGGAUUGUCCUGUUAUAGAGAUCACACAAAAGGGGAACGAUAAGCAGACCGUAGAGAUUACCAAGACCGCCAAAUCGGACCACAUGACUCGUUAACCGUUAAACAAAAAAAAUCAAGAUGGUGGACACACAGCAUUUUUGCCUCCGGUGGAACAACUACCAAAGCAGCAUCACCAGCGCUUUCGAGAACCUUCGAGAUGACGAAGACUUCGUGGACGUCACUCUUGCCUGCGACGGGAAGAGUCUGAAGGCCCACAGAGUGGUUCUUUCGGCCUGCAGCCCGUAUUUCAGAGAACUCUUGAAGUCGACGCCAUGCAAGCACCCCGUGAUCGUGCUGCAAGACGUGGCGUUCACGGACCUCCACGCCCUGGUGGAGUUCAUCUACCACGGCGAGGUCAACGUGCACCAGCGGUCGCUGUCCUCCUUCCUCAAGACCGCCGAGGUGCUGCGCGUGUCAGGACUCACGCAGAACGAGGAUGUGCAGGUGCCGCUGCUGCAAACGGUGCGCGCCACCACCACCGCUCCGUCGCCGCACACGCCGCCGCACCCCGCGCACACCCCGCACCCUGCCCACACGCCCAGCUACUCCGAGAAGCUGGAGGAGGCGCUGACCAUCCCGCCCAGCCACGGCAUGCGCCGCAUCCCGCUGCCGCCACGCCGUAUGAGCCGCUCCGCCGACAACUCGCCUGACGUCAUCAAGCGCCCGCGCCACGACAACAACAAUGACCAGCCCCAAAUCCACGACUUCUCCACAAAGAACCACUCCCUGGUGAACAACACUCGCGCCCACGAGUCCGGCAACAAUGGGAACGGAAUCUCCAACAGCAGCUCGUCGCCGUCGCCGCGGCUGAUGGACGAGGUCAAGAACGAGCCCCUGGACAUGAUCUGCGUGCCCAACGCCGACAUCGAUAGGAGCACGGACGACACGCCGCCGCACCACCAUCGGACGCUGGGAGGCCCGCCAUCCCGCGGCAGCUCAGCCGAAGCCGACGACCGCACGCCUCCACCACAGAUGCCACCUUCGCCAUUCGUCCCGCCAUCGGACACGAAAUUCCCGCCUUACCAUUUCAGCAUGGCGCCACUCUCUGAUACAUCUCUCUCUGGGUUGGUGAAUCCUCUGGUGUCAGACAGCAUGGCAAGCACGUCUCAAGCCGUGGCGCCGCUCCGUAUGCCGCCGCCUACCGCGGGCGGCAUCAACGAGCCCCAGGAGUGUCCGUACUGCCGCCGGACCUUCUCUUGUUACUAUUCCCUGAAGCGACACUUCCAAGACAAGCACGAGCAGUCGGACACGCUGUACGUGUGCGAGUUCUGCCACCGGCGGUACCGGACCAAGAACUCGCUGACGACGCACAAGAGCCUGCAGCACCGCGGCUCCAGCGGCAUGCUGAAGCGGCUGCUGAAGACGUCGGCGCUGCACAGCGCGCUGGCGCCGGCGCCGCACCACCUGUUCGACCUGGCCGGCGCCGAGCAGCUGCCGCCGGGCCUGCAAUGACCUCAGACCAUGGCCUGAAUCUCUCCCGCCCGCCGCGCCGGGCGCCCCGCCAGGGAACCGUACCAUGUGCAAUAACGACGGACAAUGCCAAAACAAUGCACGCCGCAUUCAUGGGUUAUUAAUCGUAUUAUAAUUAGUUAAUUGACGUUAGGUUAACUCCAUACAGUAUUCGUGGCGCAGUAGCUCGCCUAGUGGACGCUUGGACUUCGCUUGUGACUGCGAGUGUACCCGCCGCACUCCCGGAGUGCGCGACCGUGUUCAAAUGACAAUGUAAUCCAGAGCAAUACUAAAGUAUUAAUAUAUCUAGUACUGCCAAAAUAAUGCCAACUGUAUUUUAAAGAGGUAAAGAUACAUUUUUUAAAAUCACUUUUCGAUAAAUAUCUAGUGUCAAAUUAGAUUCGGUAACUGUACAAAAAAGAACGUACAAAUUUUAAACAGUAAAUUUUAAAAUGGAAAGAAAAUAUUUUUUAAAGAGACUUUUUUCGGAACGCCAAAUCUAAAUUUAAAAUACAGAUUAUUUAGGGGUUAAUAACAAAAAAAUAUAGAUUAAAAAUGUUGAUGUUGUGUAAAAUUAAAGACUUCUUAGAAUCUGAUUUCGAAAGUACAAAAUUUAACGUCUAAUUGAACAAUGUUAAUCUAUUCUAUGUGCGUUUGGCUUCAAUAAUAAUUAUGAGUAACGUCAUCAAUGUGUAAGUAGCCGUGCCUUCGUUCGUCUUCAUGCCAUUAAUGUUGGUGUAGAUGUAGCUGACCAGAAUCGUGUGCGCAGUGAGCGAUGGCGAACGUAAAGCUCGCGAGCAGCUCCGCCGAGCUCGCGAACGCGCGGUGCGCUCUCAGUUGCAUCUCUGCUCAAAAGCGAGCGUAAUUAUGUAUAGCUGUAAUCGACUUGAAUGUACGAGUAGUUAGGAUGAGGAUAAGGUUAAGUCAUCAUUUUUAUAUUAGAAGUUUCCUUUAAGUAUUUGGGCGUGCUGAGAGCGCGCCGCGGCGCAGCGGAGCGGGGCGGCGCGGGAACAGACGGCGAACUUGGAACGAGAAUGUGAAGGGCAUCAGACCCUAGAGGAUCCUUCAAUACAGGGUUAGUGUGAAUUACGAGGAUAUGGGCGCCGGGUCGCGAGUCGUGGGUCUUCGAGUAGUUCGGCGAUCGUAUACGGAUAUGCAUGAUUUCAAAUCAUGAAGUAAAAAUUAAUCAUUUCUUCUGUAUAAAUUAACGUAGACAUUAGGGAUUAAUUGAUAGAUUUAUAUUUAAACUGUAUCCAUUUUCGGAUUUCUCUCUAUGAGUGUAUAGUGGUUCUUUUAAUGUCGACCAACGUAGCGGACAUCUCGUUAUUGAAAAUUUAUUAGAUUAUUAUUAUUAUACUCUCAAAAAUCUUAGGAUUAACCAUAAGAUGGCUGCAGAUUUGUAAAAAAUAUUUUAUUUACUUAUAUUUAGGAAAUUGCUUGGGUACCGUAUUCGUUUACAAUCUACAUAUCCGGUCAGGGUUCUCGACAACUAUAUCAACUCAAAGGAACAGUCAUAUCCAACAUAUCACAAAUAUCUAUACAUAACGAAGAAAAGUAUUUUAAUGCCGUGAUAUUUCGCAAAGCCAAAGAAAAAAUUGACGGGGAUAGUCGCAUUUAUUUCCGAUAGAACUUAAAAAAAGUAAAAAAUCUUAAAAAAUCUUCUGACAAAGUUGAAUUGUUUGAAAUUGAAAAUACAAUUAGUGCCAUAUCGUCCGGGAUAGCACCUCUCUAUCGACAUAUCAAAUCACUGAAAGUGACCGUUUUUAAAACACACAAUGCACUCUUUCAAACAGAUCAAUGCAAUUUAAUACAUAAUUUAAUUUUCGUACUAUUCGCAAUGUCAGACGAAGAACAUAUUUUUGCAUUUAUAUUUCCAAUGUAUAAGUAAAAGCUAAGUAUCUAAUUUAAGUUUUCGUAUUUUAUUUUUCAUUUUCGGAAUGUUACAUAUUCUUACUUUGUGAUAUGAUUUACAUUAACGUUAUUCGGUAUGUAUUCAGUUAGUUUUAACGAUAGGUUAACGUAACCUCAGCUUCGUUCGGUUAAGGUAACAUUUGGUAUGGACGCCGGUCAACAUAACGCAAUACCUCCGUAUUUUCGUAGUACCUCAAAUAUAUUAUUUUGUUUUUAAUUUUUAUCUGAAUGUUGCACUUACUGGAUACAAAAUAAGUUCGUUUGGUAGUGACGCAACAAGUACGACACAACGGCAACACAGCUGGAGCUUAGGAAAGAAAAGCAAGCGGGUAGAAUGAAUUGUAAAUAAUUUAUAAGUUAGUAUCUACAUACAUGGCGUCAUUUUGGGAAUAGACCUCGUGAUAUUAUAUAGUAAAUAGAUAAAAUCAUUAAUGGAAAAGGAUUUUUAUAUAUUCUACUAAUGGAUUUAUUAUUAGUGAAACUUAGAUGUAGUGGACGAAACUUUUGUAAUGUUUGUGUUUAUUGUUUCCGCUGUGUCUCGGGUCGGCUGUUAUUGUUAGGGCUUUUUGGAGCUUUUUUGGAAUUCCCACCAAUUUUGUUUGUUGAUUUUUGGAGUGAUUCGAAAUUGUUUGAUCUCAGUGGACAGCUGCGAACUAUAUCAAAAUUUCGGGGACAGUUUGUUAUCGUGAUUAUUGAUAAAAUUAAUUUACGUAAAAUUAGACUUGUGUUGUUUUCGUGUCGGCAAAAAGGAGGUCGCAGCUAGGAAAUUCAAAACAGCAAAUUGCAACGUUAACAGCGAAACAAUAAUAUUUUAUAUUUUGCAAUGUAUACCAAAAUACUGCAUUUUUAAAUAGUAAGAAAGUGAGAAACAGUUUAUUUGUUUAAUAUAAUAAUCCGGGUUUGAUAAUAUUUUCGCUUCUUUGCCAGUUAGUUUAAUUAAGUUUAAUGAAGAAAUAUUUAAUAAACCGACUGUGUUACUAAAGUAGGGUAAUGCACAAAUAUUGAUCAACAACGGUAUGCCUUCUAACAGUACAACUAUCUCAAUAGCCUACUAGUUUAAUAAAUAAGAAUUAUAUACUUCAGAGUGGCAUCGCAAGGUACUUUACACUAAAAAACAACGCAUCGGCAUUAGUAACUACGUAAACGCAUUGAAUAAAAAUUAAAUAAUUAAAAAAUAACUAACCACACGACUUUUAAACUUUCGUAAUAAAAUUAAAUAAUUAAUCAUAAAUAAACAAAUUAAAUAAACGUAACUACUUACUAAGCUUUAGUAAUAUAUUUUUAGUUUAUACAAAAUGUAUAACUGUGCCGUAAAUGUCAUUCUGAGGUCGUCACAAUUUAUAUUCGAAUUCAUUUGCGAAAACAUAUUUUUUUCGAACGCAUUUUAAAACUAAAAAAUAAUAGAAACAUUGCAAAACCAAACAAAUAAAUAUCGAAUGAAACUAACAAACCCCACGUAUGACGUGUUAAUAUAUUUUUAUCUUCAACAGUUACAAUGUAGGUAUUCAAUUCACAUGUUCACAAAUCCUUCACAAAUGAGUCUGUUUUAAGAAAUGCUUUUAUAUCAUAAGUAUUACCUCCAGUAAUAUUAAGUAUUACCUCCAACUAUAUCACUUAAUUUUUAAUAUUUUUAAUGUGGCGAUAGUCGCCGACGACCGCUCGGGCGAUGGCGGGCGACGUGUUAACUGGCUCGCCAUUUGCCUGCCGUAUCACCGUUAAAACAAAAUGAUAAAUAUAAGUAACGGAAACAAAAAUCAUCCUUAGUUACUUACGACAAUACACAUUGAUGGUAAACGGUUAUUUUCUACUUAUAUUUACCAGGUUGUUCAUCCUCGCCGUAGCCGGAAAAAUAACGCACUUAUUUUUCCGGUCCGGCGGUUCGUAUAACAAUAAUUAUUGUAAAUGUCAAUCUAAGAUAUAACAGUUGUUACAUAGUUUUUCCCAUACACAUACAUACAUUAUUUUUGUUGAUCCAUUACCAUGUUUAAAAUGCAAUAGUUAUCUGUCCGCGCGGCCAUCUUGGCGCCCUACGAGGUUAGUAUUGCGUAGUCCGCGCCAAGUCCGGACGCGCGGACAACCAGUACUUUCAAUAGUUAUUUAUUUAAAAUAAUUUAAAUCGCUCGGCCGGAGAAGUGACUUUUUUGAGGAUAAAUCGACAUCAUUUCAUUAGUAUCAGGCUUUAACUACUCACGUGUAAUAUACUGUAUAUAUUGAAAUAGGAAAGUAUUUUUAUUAUAUUUAAUAAUUUAUUCAUUCUCAGUUCAGAUAUAUCUUUUAUAUUUAUCUAUUAAUUGUUAUAUUUCAUCUGUUGUCAUUUUGAGCACUUGAUUUGACGGCGUUGUUAUGGGUGAGUCGAUUUAACCUCGAGUUCCAUAGCUUUAAUAUUUAUACCAGUAUCUUCCACUUGUAAUAUACAUAACUAAGUAUAAUACAUAAAUAGCAAUAGAUUCCAAUCUGCCAUAGUACCUCAGUAAACUAUAGUUAAUCUAUAAGCGAUCCUAGCAGGUCGCUCAUCCGUCUAUAACUAUAAUAAAGGUUUUAGUUAAUCGUAGUUAGGUGUCCCGCGAUCUGCUGGGCCUACAGACACUAGAUUCAUAAAGUAUAGUUCCGUAACUCAAAGUGCACUUACAUCUUUUAUAUAAAGUAUAAGUAUUAUAUAAUCUAAGUAUUGCAUCGCUUCUCCGCGCCGAGCGACUCUCGUUGAUCACACUUUACAGUACCUAUAUAAAUAUUUACAAUAUACACGCUUAUGACAUACAAUAUACUGACAGUUAUAUGCUAGAAAUAACUUUUUAUCUACAGUUUAAGUGAAGUUGCGGGCUUGUUCCGCUGAAAGCUGCCGCCAUGUUGGCUUGUAUAAGUGCCGAGCGCGCGAACCUUCAGCGGAGCGAGCCCUUUUGCUGUUAUACUUGGGUGACACAUUUUAUACACAGAAAUAUUUUUUUAUGAGAAAAUAAUCAAUUUAUAUGUGAGAGUUAAUUAAGUGGCAAUUCUAAUUUACUGCACUAUAUUUUUGCUGACACUUAGGAUAAGAUUUUCUUUUUUCGUAAUUUAAUGUAUGCACGAUCUGCGUUUUUAUUAGUAUCGAUUUUCCUUCUUUAAGCUGCCGCAGCGGGUGCGCCCGCGCAGCGCCGUUGCCGCGCGGGCCGCCUGCCCUUUAUGAACUAAUAUUGUGUUACUAUUGUGUAAAAGUUAUAGUUUGCCAUCGUUGAUCAAAGAAGAAAAUAUGUGUUAAAUACAUUUAGUUAAUGAGUUUGUUAUACUUUUAAUGUUCGGGUUGGGUCCGAGGGAAGUGUACAAAAAUGUUUCAUAGUAUUGUGUAUUGAUCGAGUAAGGAUUUAUAGGUGUGAUGGGCUACGGCCCAGACAGUUAGGCUUCUCUUGAAAAUUGUUGUAAGUUAAACAUCUAAAUCAGUCGGUGAGGACACUUAAAGUACUAUUGUUGUAGAGUGUAUGGUCGAGGAGGAUCGGGCGCCUGUGUCCAUUGGGGUCGCGGGCGCUGCCGCCUAGGGCGCGUCGCAGGGCGUAAAGGACGUUACAUUGCCGUAGUGAAUGACGUUACGUUACUGACGUAAACAACGUUAAAUUACUGACGAGAUGACGCUACAUUACGGACGUAAACAACGAUACAUUGCCUAUGGGAAUGACGUUACAUUACUGACGUAAACAACGUUACAUUACUGACGAGAUGACGCUACAUUACGGACGUAAGACUUUACGCUACUGACCUAAGGGACGUGACGUAUUAUCGCCGAAAUAUAGCUCAAAAGAAACUCAUGUGUCAAUGUGUGUAGGAUAUUAAUUGUUUGUAUUAGUUCGGCGCCCGCCGCCGCAGUGGCACAGGCGAGGUGUCUUUACUUGUUUUGAUGUUGUUAAUAUAAAUGUGAUUAAGGAAUCAGCUCGGGGGUCGUUAAGGACAUAUCAAUAGUUGGCGAACUUAGUACUAUAAGUAUCUGAAACUGACGUUCGGACUAAAUCUUGGUUAGUUUGGGUUUCGUUAGAAAUCUAAAUCAGAAUUCUCAUGCGAAGUAUAACAGUUGGAUGUAAUAAAAGUAUAAAAAUAAACUCGCAGUGAUUCCAUUGAU
Messenger RNA from Ostrinia nubilalis (European corn borer), 7637 nucleotides. RefSeq names its product broad-complex core protein isoforms 1/2/3/4/5 (gene br). The record is from RefSeq and is a predicted model, not a curated record. The coding region runs from base 272 to 1645 and encodes 457 amino acids. Gene Ontology annotation, biological process: regulation of transcription by RNA polymerase II. Lineage: Eukaryota; Metazoa; Arthropoda; Insecta; Lepidoptera; Crambidae. Gene Ontology annotation, cellular component: nucleus. Gene Ontology annotation, molecular function: protein binding. The transcript has 9 exons.